UGCACCACUUGACUCGGACCCGUUGUUCGUUUUCGGGCAAGCCGUUCGCAACUAUGGUGGUUCUCAUGCUGUCGAAGCUUCCAGUGGGGAAGCUGAUGCUUCUAGGGGUGCGGCAGGCGGCCCGGCCGGUGGCCAAGGUGGCCAUGGCGGCCGCGGAGCGGAGUCGAACUUUCCAGGACUGCUGUGUGGCCGCCUCCCAGCUGAUGCAGACGGAACGUCUGCAUCUUCCACACGAUCAGGCGGUGCAGGCAGGUUGCACAAUGCUCGGCGAAGCUGUGGUGUUUGGCGUCUCUGGCGUGGUGCUGAUCUACGAGUACCACAGAUCUAAGGAAGCAGAGAGGCAGCGGCAGGAGGAUGCACGCGAGGAGAUAAGGCGAGAGGCAGCUGCCAGCAGAGCCGAGCUGCGCGUGCGAAUGGAUUUGCUCGUAGAGGAGCUCGAGCGCCAUCGCGCGGAUGUGGCUUUGCUGCGGAUGGAGGUUGCCCGCACCAAAAAGAAUGCUGCACCUGUCACGGGUGGCAAUCAUCGGCCUGGGAAAUCCGGAGCUGCAUUAGCUAGCUGAGUGCAAACUGUGAUUGAAAUAUUUAUACUGUCCGCUAAGCAUUUUAC
Messenger RNA from Effrenium voratum, 607 nucleotides. The record is from the annotation of a GenBank genome assembly. NCBI's taxonomy places the organism in Eukaryota, Dinophyceae, Suessiales, Symbiodiniaceae.